Molecule: messenger RNA, 1807 nt
Organism: Euleptes europaea (tarantolino)
Lineage: Eukaryota; Metazoa; Chordata; Lepidosauria; Squamata; Sphaerodactylidae
Gene: TULP2
Product: TUB like protein 2
Exons: 16
Coding region: 1-1788 (595 amino acids)
Biological process (GO): protein localization to cilium
Cellular component (GO): cilium
Source: RefSeq, a predicted model, not a curated record
AUGUGCAUACAGCAGAACGAGACAGAACAACAGACCAAUGAAAACGCCACCCUCUUUGGCGGCUUCUCUUUUGACCGCCAAAGGAUCCCCGUGGCGACAUCGAGUAAAAAGCCCUCGUCUGCACCUGCCAGAAAUGCCAGCGAUGAAGCGGCAUCCUUCCGGCAGCAGAAACUGGAAUUCCAGCGCCGGAUCAUUGAAAAGAAGCAGCGGCGCAAGCGCCAGGAACCUCUGAUGGUGCAGGCCAACAUGGACUCCAAAGUGAAGGGGCGCCGCAGGGGGGGCAAGCACGAGGAACGGGUCCCGCUCAUGGAGUCUUGCAGCGAGCACAGCUUGUGCAAUGGUACAAACAAUCCUUUCCUUGUGGAAUCCGUCCCAGAGGCCCACUUUGGCAGUCACCUAUGGGGCAGCUCUAUGCAAGUGAAUCGGAUCCACAAUGGCCAAGGAGAAAACGGAGAUUUCUCCGAUGAAGUGGAGCUGGAAGAGGCCAUCUUGGAAGAAACCCAGCCUAUCAGCAAGAAGGAGUUGGAGCCCAAGAAAGGCUGGCAGGCCAAGCAGAGAGAAGGGCGAUCCAGUGGCCAGAGGCAUGGGCAGGCUUCCAGAUCCAAGAAAGAAUUUUUAUCUCCAAGCCGAGACGUACCGUCUGUCAUCAUGGAUGUGGAGGAUCCCAAGGACAGCCCCCCGAAUGAAGGCGCGGAGUCUGCAGGGUCUGAGGAUGCUUGCAGCGAACUGUAUAACACCUGUUCUCUCCAAAGCACCUCUGAAAGUGAGGAAGAGUCCUUCCGGGAACUGACUGUACCGCCCGCGCCCAUGAAGAAGCCCCGCGCCAGGAUACUCGUCCACCGAGGGUCUCUCACCAAUGGAACGAGGAGUGUGAGUGAGGAUGAUGAAGCAGAGGAUGAAGAUUUCAAGGAGGAGGAUCAGGACACGCUGAGCAGGGUCAUGUACACCCGCGAGGAGAUUGGAGUGUCUAAUACUCCAAGUGGGGAAUCGAGCAUCCCGCUGUCCCUCCAGGUGGACGACAUAGAGGCGUUUGUUCUCAAGCCUUGUCCUCAAGGGAGCACGAUCCAGUGUCGCAUCACCCGGGAUCGGAAGGGAAUGGACAAAGGCAUCUUCCCUUUCUACUACCUGCAUCUUGAGAUGGAAAAUGGAAAGAAGCGUUUCCUCAUGUCUGGACGGAAGAGGAAAAAAAGCAAGACUUCUAAUUACCUCAUUUCUCUGGAUCCCAUCGAUCUGUCACGGGGCGGGGAGAGUUUCAUUGGAAAAGUCAGAUCAAACGUGCUGGGGACCAAGUUUACUGUGUUUGACAACGGAACAAGCCCGGACAAGAAACCUUUUGUUCCCGAAUCAGCCCAGCUGCGGCAAGAGCUGGUUGCCAUUUGCUAUGAAACAAAUGUCUUGGGCUUCAGGGGCCCACGGAAGAUGACAGUGAUCAUCCCUGGCAUGACCUUGGACAAUGAGAGGAUCUGUAUCCAGCCUAAAAAUGAACACGAGACCUUACUGACUCAGUACCAGAACCGGAACAUGCAGAACCUGAUCAAACUCCAUAACAAGAUGCCUGCCUGGAACGAGGCAACCCAGUCGUACAUCCUCAACUUUCAUGGCCGUGUCACCCAGGCCUCCGUCAAGAACUUCCAAAUCAUCUCAGACGACGACCCCCAGUACAUUGUGCUGCAGUUUGGCCGUGUGGCGCCUGACGUGUUCACCAUGGAUUACCGCUACCCGCUCUGUGCGCUUCAGGCCUUCGCCAUCUGUUUGUCCAGCUUUGACGGGAAACUAGCUUGCGAGUAGAGGCCCGACCCAACCGCUG